AUGUCAGAAAACACGAGCAAUGUCAAGCCAUUGCCAGUAAAACGUCGUCGCAGCUUUGGUGGUAAGAAUGGAGUUUGGUGGAGCCGACGAAGAACACCCAAAACUAAUAAUAGUGACACACCAACAUCACAUUCUUCGUCUCAUGGUGAUGAUGGUGAUGAUGGUGAUUCACCAAAACAAUCUUCACCAAAUGACGCCGGAAUUGAAUGGGACGAAGACCUCUGUCGUCCAAUCUAUCGUACCAAGACCACGGCUCCUCCUGGAUCCAUCCUCAGUGAUGGAAAUCAUGGUGGUGACGAGAGCAUUGAAUCAUCCUCUCUAGAAGAUGAUGGUGACGAUGAUGCCUCUCCUACCCCUUCGUCACCAACCUCUUCACGGUUGCCACAAAAAAACAAAAGCAGUGAUUCCAUCAGCAAACGAUUGUGGAUGAAAGCACCAGUGAAACGAAACAAGUCCUUCGGAACCAGGAAACGUGCUUAUAGUUUCUUGCUCCAUGAACCAUCCUCAUCUUCCUCUUCGAAUUCCUCGUCGCCAUUGGCGUCUCAACAGGAUUCUGUCGAAAGCAGCAGCAACGCUUCCACUUCGGCAUCCACCACACUAUCCUUCUCGGAGGCAGCAGCAACAGCAGCAAGUGACAUCAAACCACCCAACAACAACAACAACAACAACAACAAGAAAAAACGUCGACCACGACGCGUGUUGCAAAAAGACGAAGCAACCUUGCAAAAGGCCAAACAAUUUUUUGAACAAUUGGAUGCCGAACGUCUCACAGUCGAUUCCGCCCAAUCGCCACCAUUGGCCUCCAAGGUGACUCGGACCAGUUACAAGGUGAAUUUACAAAGUCCACGGCUGAAACGCGAGUACAAGGCCUAUUCCAUGGCCAGUAAGGAGUCGGGAGUGACUCCUUGGUCCAUGGAAAUCUAUGCAUCCUGUCGACGGGAGUACUUUCGAAAGCGAGAACUCUUUGAUGGCUUUUUGGAUGGUUGA
Cylindrotheca closterium is the source of this 987-nucleotide messenger RNA. The record is from the annotation of a GenBank genome assembly. Lineage: Eukaryota; Bacillariophyta; Bacillariophyceae; Bacillariales; Bacillariaceae.